Molecule: messenger RNA, 730 nt
Organism: Syngnathoides biaculeatus (alligator pipefish)
Lineage: Eukaryota; Metazoa; Chordata; Actinopteri; Syngnathiformes; Syngnathidae
Product: ubiquitin-conjugating enzyme E2 L3-like
Exons: 5
Coding region: 172-636 (154 amino acids)
Source: RefSeq, a predicted model, not a curated record
CGAGCUCGUCUGAGGUCUCGGCUCAGGCCGACCUGAGCGGAGUCAGCGGAGUCAGCGAAGCGAUUCACUCAUUCUCUGCUAGCUUUCCUCCGACCUGCUCGAGUCCACAAGACCUCCGCCGACGUUUUACGUUUGUCACCCCGCCACCAACUUCAAUGAACGACGCUUAAUAUGGUUUCCACCAGAAGAUUGUGCAAGGAGUUGGAGGAAGUCCGCCAAUCAGGAUUCCGCGAAUUCCGCAACAUCGAAGUGGACGAAUCAAACAUUUUGAACUGGCAGGCGCUCAUCGUGCCCGAAAACCCCCCGUACGACAAAGGAGCGUUCCGGGUGGAGAUCAACUUCCCCAGCGAGUACCCCUUCAAGCCCCCCAGGAUCACCUUCAUGACCAAAAUCUACCACCCCAACGUGGACGAGAAGGGUCACGUGUGCUUGGCCAUCAUCAGUCUGGAGAACUGGAAGCCCGCCACCAGGACGGCACAAGUCAUCCAGUGCCUGAUCUCGCUGGUGAACGCGCCGCAACCCGAGCGCCCCCUGCGGGUGGAGUUGGCCGACGAGUACACGGCAGACCGAGCGCAGUUCAUGAGGAACGCCGAGGAGUUCACCAGGAAGCACGGCGAGACCCGACCCGACGACUGAGUGGCCGGCGCGCCACCGGGACCCCCCCCCCCCCCCCCACACACACACACACUCCAUCGCAUCAAGAUCAACUUUCAGAACGAUGUCGUGUUGU